Molecule: messenger RNA, 1182 nt
Organism: Nasonia vitripennis (jewel wasp)
Lineage: Eukaryota; Metazoa; Arthropoda; Insecta; Hymenoptera; Pteromalidae
Exons: 4
Coding region: 94-1152 (352 amino acids)
Cellular component (GO): membrane
Molecular function (GO): alpha-(1->3)-fucosyltransferase activity
Source: RefSeq, a predicted model, not a curated record
CUUUGCAUCUAUCUCGCGCGGAUUACACGCAGAAGUGGUGCUCGUCUACUGUUCUCCAUAACAACGAGAGAAAGAGAGGAACCUAACCGGCGUAUGUACGCAUGGCUAGUCAAGAAAAUCGGGACCGGCUUGCUGCAGUGCGGAGUGACUAGUGGCACGACGACGAUGAUGCUGUUGCGCUCGCUGCGCUGCCUCCUGUUGCUCGGCUGUGCUCUCUGCCUCGUCGGGCUGUUCGUCGUCGCGAUUCUCGGAACCGGGAACGUGCCUACCGUGGUAAGGAAUAUCGCAUCAUCGGAGGACCUACUGACGCCGCGGAGGACGGAAGAUCAGCUGUCCGUGGAAGAAUUCGAGUGGCAAAAGCGACGGUUCAGGAAUGACUCGACGCCGCUGGCUAAUUGGCUUUUGUCGCAAGAAGACAGUCCGGCGCCGCCAAAGACUGCCAACAGAUCUAACCCUUUUAUUAUACUCGUGUGGGAGUAUGGAUCUUUUCUCGAGAGACGGCAUCUCAGGCGAUUUUCCCUGAACAAAGUGUAUUCGGCUUGGGAAGACUGUUCGGUAAAAAACUGUCUCCUAACGUACGAACGCAAGGAGCUUGACAUGGCAGAUGCGGUAAUAUUCCACCUGCAUCGAACGCGAGGAGUAAAAUCUCUGCCCGAGCGUCAAAAUCUGCAACAACGAUGGAUUUUUCUGACAGAUGAGUCGCCGAUCAAUACUUUCUUAGUACAGCCUCAGAAGCUUUCGAACUACGACGGUAUUUUUAAUUGGUCCAUGACCUAUCGGAUGGAUAGCGAUGUUCCUGUACCUUACGGCAGGACUAUUCUCAAGCGAACCUUGUCUCGCAGAGACGUAAGCGAGGAGACUAUGGAUUAUAAUGAGAUAGAUUCUCUGGAGGAGAGAGAGGCUAAUAGAAAAUUAGUCGCGAUCCUCGGCAGUAAUUGUUCGGGCAAUAAUAAUCGCUGGCAUUAUGUUAAGGAGCUCAAGAGCGUUUUGGGUUUCGGCUUUCUUCAUAGCUGUAGUUAUCUCGAUAAGCUUACUUACAUCGGCUGCAUCGAAGUUUCAAAUUUAAUCGUUAUCAGUUUAGAUGAUCAAAAACUGCUGUCACUAUCGCGAAUAUCAUUGGUGCUCCUUAAGUUUGGGAAAAACCACAUUUGAUAACUCAUAUAGAUAAAACAUUAGCUCAUA